CCGAUAUUGAACUGUGCACGGGGACAGGCACAUAGACUCGCUCGCACUCGACAUGGCUGCUCAUGGGAUUCCCCGCUACACUCGCCUCGGCGAGAAGACCGAGGAAGUUCGUCAACAAGAGCUUCAUAAAAUUGAGAAGUACCGCGAACUUGAUCAGUCGGUCCGUGACAAGGUCGCGGCGCAACAGUACACGCCAGAGACUUUGCAAAAAAUCACCGAGUUACUGACCAGCAACCCGGAAUACUACACCGUGUGGAAUUAUCGACGUCAAGUAUUGCGCAGUGAGUUUUCACGAGCGGCCUCUGCCGGCUCAGAGGAGGCUACUGGUGGCCAGAUUGCAACUCUUAUCAAGGAUGAUUUAAUGUUCUUGAUCCCCCUUCUACGUAGCUUUCCCAAAUGCUACUGGAUAUGGAACUACCGCACCUGGCUCUUAGAUGAAGCCAAGCGUCUUCUCCCAGUCCCUACCGCGCGAAAAUUCUGGCAGGAAGAAUUGGCGCUGGUAGGCAAGAUGCUUAGUUUGGACAGCAGGAAUUUCCACGGCUGGGGCUACAGGCUGUUUGUCGUGGAGACGCUGCGGGAGCUCAGGUCGGAGGAACUGGAGGAGAAGGACAUGACCCGAACGGAGUUCGAAUAUGCGAAGAAGAUGAUCGGCGCCAAUCUCUCCAAUUUCUCGGCCUGGCACUACCGUACGAAGCUCAUCCAGCGGCUGCUGAGGGAGAACUCGGCCAGUGACGAGGAACGGCGGAAAAUGCUCGAUGACGAACUGGACUUGAUCCAUCGUGCGUUGUGCGACCCGUAUGACCAGUCAUUGUGGUUCUAUCACCAAAAUCUGAUGUGCACCUUUGAUCCAUCGGUGGCGGGCCAGACGCUGGCGCCGAAUCUGAGUGACUCGGAACGACUGGAUUAUCUCCGGCGAGAAAUCGAGGAGAUCCAGGAGAUGCUGGACGGGGCGGAGGACUGCAAAUACAUCUACCAGGCGCUCAUAGAUUGUACGAUGCUGAGCUGGAAGGUGGAGGGAAGAGAGCCCAGUGGGGAACCGAAGACGCAGGUCUUGGGCUGGCUCUCGGAACUGAAGAAGCUGGACCCGCUGCGACAUCAACGGUGGCUGGAUUUCGAACAGUCACUGUGCCGCUGAGCCGAUCAUCCCUUGCCUGUCGAUAUGUAAGUCGGUAGACCUGGUAGGUACGGGGUAGUAAUGCAAAGACGCCAUCUGCGGGGAAUUUUUUUUUUGCUUUGUUUCAAGAAAUGCGGUGGUCAUGAUUUCUUCCCUUGCUUUUUCCGGGCCAUGCUACGGCUGCCGGAUGGACAUGGCAGGAUGAUGGCUCCAAGCGCAGUGGGACCAACCACCGGGAUGAAUACCGUUGGUGAGUUUCAGAAUAACAAGUUGGCCCCAGGACUGUUUACCUCCGCGACUCGUUACCCACGGGUUCGGGGAGAACGUAGAUAGUCUAGUGGUUUCGAUUAUGAACAAAAAAAAAAU
Aspergillus heteromorphus CBS 117.55 is the source of this 1480-nucleotide messenger RNA. Its product is annotated as Rab geranylgeranyltransferase BET4. Gene Ontology annotation, molecular function: Rab geranylgeranyltransferase activity. Gene Ontology annotation, cellular component: cytoplasm; Rab-protein geranylgeranyltransferase complex. Gene Ontology annotation, biological process: protein geranylgeranylation. Bases 53 to 1135 code for a protein of 360 amino acids. NCBI's taxonomy places the organism in Eukaryota, Fungi, Ascomycota, Eurotiomycetes, Eurotiales, Aspergillaceae. The record is from RefSeq and is a predicted model, not a curated record. The transcript has 4 exons.